Molecule: messenger RNA, 1287 nt
Organism: Chiroxiphia lanceolata (lance-tailed manakin)
Lineage: Eukaryota; Metazoa; Chordata; Aves; Passeriformes; Pipridae
Gene: POU4F1
Product: POU class 4 homeobox 1
Exons: 2
Coding region: 115-1287 (390 amino acids)
Biological process (GO): regulation of transcription by RNA polymerase II
Molecular function (GO): DNA-binding transcription factor activity, RNA polymerase II-specific; RNA polymerase II cis-regulatory region sequence-specific DNA binding
Source: RefSeq, a predicted model, not a curated record
CCACCGGCUCCGUCACCGCUGUCAGCGGCUUCCCCCGGCGGGAGGAGAGAGCCCGGAGAGCACUUUUCCCCCGACUUUAGGAGUGUUUGUGGAUUUACAUGCCAAGCCUUCAAGAUGAUGUCCAUGAAUAGCAAACAGCCGCAUUUUGCCAUGCAUCCCACCCUACCUGAGCACAAAUACCCCACUCUACACUCCAGCUCGGAAGCAAUAAGAAGAGCAUGUCUACCAACUCCACCGCUGCAGAGCAAUAUCUUCGCCAGCCUCGAUGAGACCCUGCUGGCGCGGGCCGAGGCUCUGGCCGCCGUCGACAUCGCUGUCUCGCAGGGCAAGAGCCACCCGUUCAAGCCCGACGCCACAUACCACACCAUGAACAGUGUGCCCUGCACCUCCACCUCCACCGUGCCCCUGGCACACCACCAUCACCACCACCACCACCAUCACCAGGCGCUGGAGCCCGGCGACCUCCUCGACCACAUCACCUCCCCGUCCCUCGCUCUCAUGCCCGGCGGCGGCGGCGGCGGAGGCGGCGGCGGUGGCGGCCACGACGGGGCGGGCGGCGGCGGCGGCGGGGCCGGCAGCGGCGGGGGCGGCGGCGGCGGCGGCGGAGGCGGCGGCGGCCUCAUCUCCACCUCGGCCCACCCGCACUCGCACAUGCACGGUCUGGGCCACCUCUCGCACCCGGCCGCCAUGAACAUGCCGUCGGGGCUGCCGCACCCCGGGCUGGUGGCCGCGCACCACGGGGCCGCGGGGCAGGUGGCCUCGGCGGCGGCGGUGGUGGGGGCAGCCGGCCUGGCCUCCAUCUGCGACUCGGACACGGACCCACGAGAGCUGGAGGCCUUCGCCGAGCGCUUCAAGCAGCGCCGCAUCAAGCUGGGGGUGACCCAGGCCGACGUGGGCUCGGCUCUGGCCAACCUGAAGAUCCCGGGGGUGGGCUCCCUCAGCCAGAGCACCAUCUGCCGCUUCGAGUCCCUCACCCUCUCCCACAACAAUAUGAUCGCCCUCAAACCCAUCCUGCAGGCCUGGCUGGAGGAGGCCGAGGGCGCCCAGCGGGAAAAAAUGAACAAGCCCGAGCUCUUCAACGGGGGCGAGAAGAAGCGCAAGCGGACUUCCAUCGCCGCCCCAGAGAAGCGCUCACUGGAGGCGUACUUCGCCGUCCAGCCCCGGCCCUCCUCCGAGAAGAUCGCCGCCAUCGCCGAGAAAUUGGACCUCAAAAAGAACGUGGUGCGGGUUUGGUUUUGCAACCAGAGACAGAAGCAGAAACGGAUGAAAUUUUCCGCCACCUAUUAG